This is a messenger RNA of Hypomesus transpacificus, 936 nucleotides long. RefSeq names its product olfactory receptor 2AT4-like. Bases 1 to 936 code for a protein of 311 amino acids. The record is from RefSeq and is a predicted model, not a curated record. Gene Ontology annotation, biological process: G protein-coupled receptor signaling pathway. The transcript has a single exon. Lineage: Eukaryota; Metazoa; Chordata; Actinopteri; Osmeriformes; Osmeridae. Gene Ontology annotation, cellular component: membrane. Gene Ontology annotation, molecular function: G protein-coupled receptor activity; olfactory receptor activity.
AUGGAUAACACAUCCACUGUAUUUACUCUUUCUGGAUUGGAUAUGACAACAGACUACAGAACAACACUCUUCUCUCUCACUCUAAUGUGUUACUGUGUGAUUAUUAUGGUAAAUGUUGCUCUCAUUUUGACUAUAGUCCUGGAUGAAAACCUCCAUGAGCCCAUGUACAUCUUCCUGUGUAACUUGUGCAUCAGUGGCCUGUUGGGGACUUCAGGAUUCUACCCCAAGUUCCUUCUGGAUCUACUGUAUCAUUCUAAUGUAAUUUCUUAUGCAGGAUGUCUCAUUCAAGCUUUUGUAAUAUAUUCUUCUGCCUGUAGUGACUUUUCAAUUCUAGCAGUGAUGGCAUAUGACAGGUAUGUGGCAAUAUGUAGACCACUGCAAUAUCAUUCUGUUAUGACUAAGCAGUGGGUCACUCAGUUAGUAUCUUAUCCCUGGCUAUCUACAUGCUGUUUAUUCACUGCUGCUUAUACAUUAACCAGUACAUUGAGGUUGUGUGGAUCCCAUAUAGACAGACUUUACUGUGAUAACUGGUCUAUUGUUAAAUUAUCUUGCACUUCAACCAUUCCAAACAAUAUCAUUGGAUACAUAGCCAUAGUUUUCUAUUUUGGUCAUUUUAUUUUCAUUGUGUGUUCAUAUGUAUAUCUGAUCAGAUCAAGUGUAAAGUCUAUUGAAAGCAAGGCAAAGUUCAUGCAGACCUGUCUGCCACAUUUUCUGUCAUUAUUUAAUGUAACCGUGGCUUUACUUUUUGAUGUAUUGUAUACUCGAUAUGGUUCAAGAGAUCUGCCACAAAGUCUUCAGAACUUUUUGGCAAUAGAAUUUCUUGUUGUCCCACCAAUUCUUAACCCCUUAAUUUAUGGUCUUAGAUUGACUCGGGUUCAAAACAGAAUACUUCGUUUAUGUACAAAAGGUGAAAAAAAUAAAAUGUCUUUAAUGUAA